AUGAAGUAUUUACCUAAAAUUACUAAGGAAAGAUAUGGUGCUACUAAGGAAAGUUUCAUAUUCUCAUUUAAGAAUAAGUUAUCUACUGAAAAUUGCAUUCUUAGUCGAGUAAAUUAUGAUAAUCGUGCUAUAAGUAAAUGGAACCAUAGUGGUCCAUCUUUUGGUUGGAAAGAUCUUGUUGUAUAUGGAGAUGAAGGUCUCUGUAUAAAGGAUUCUUAUAAAGAAGAAAUCAGAGAAAUUAAGGAGUUUUUCAUUGAAGAAUACGAAAUUAAUAUUGAAGAGGUACCAGCGGAAGUUUAA
This is a messenger RNA of Funneliformis caledonium, 300 nucleotides long. Lineage: Eukaryota; Fungi; Glomeromycota; Glomeromycetes; Glomerales; Glomeraceae. The record is from the annotation of a GenBank genome assembly.